CAAAUACCAAUCAGGAGAAUCAAAAGCAGUCAAUCAACUCCUUCGUGCUGGUUUCUAGCCAGUUCCACUCACAUUGAACAUGGUGGCUUUCAAAGGGCUUUAUCGUCAGUUCUCUCGCGUGGCGAAAGUUCUGGCACACAAGCAGAUAAGAAGAUAUGACAAGUGGCGAGAUGUAGUGAGAGAAAUGGCUAAUGAAAAGAAUCUUGCAGCGUCAGACGGAGAGUUGAAUAUGUCCACACGGAGCUGCGCAUACAACAGUUCUAGCCUCCCUGGGACCCCGGGCAGUGAGGCCUUCCCAGCUAAUAAUGUGCUAAGCUGGGCUGUCUCUUUUGAGAAGCUGCUAGAAGACCCCAAUGGCGUCAACUACUUUACUGCCUUUCUAAAAUCGGAGGUGAGUGAGGAGAACAUAUUAUUCUGGCAAGCCUGUGAAAAGUUCAAGAAGAUCCCAGCCACAUCAUUAGAGGAACUGAAGGCAACGUCUCGCUCCAUCUAUGAAACGUACUUGUCUGAGAGUGCUCCUCACUCGAUCAACAUAGAUGAUACGGCCAAGAAAGAAGAAAAAGACUUGGAACAACCUACGCCUGAUAUGUUUAACAAAGCUCAAGCGCAGAUAUUUAAACUGAUGAAGAUGGACAGCUACAGACGCUUUGUGCGCUCUCCCCUCUACCAGACCUGCACUUUUGCAAGUGUAGAAGGCAAAUGUUUACCUCAGCUCUCCACGGAACCUUUACGCACUGUAUCCUGGGAGGAUGUGACCACUCGAAGCCCGAACUUAAUUGACAAAAAGAGCAAGAAGUCCGACGGCAGUACUUUAUUCUCAGCUGCUAAGAGCGACAAGCAGCGACAGAAAAGGGGAUCCUGGGGAGAUGCAUCCCACAGCAUUGUUUCACUUUCUCCCAGAGAGGAUCAAGUAAUCAAGAAGAGCAGUAGCGUGGAGCUCGACUCCCUCUACAGGCAUGCAGAGAAUAGCCAAUCGAGUCCUCGCUCCCUGGAACAAACCGGCGUCUCCGGAGGACCCGCUGGGAUGGAAGGCGGCUAUUGCUGUGUCUACCUGCCUGAUGGAAGCGCUUCCCUGGCUCCGACCCCUUCUGGGCUGCCCAUAAGAGACAUGCUGGCUGGUCUGUGUGAGAAAAGAGGCAUCGCACUGAAAGAUGUCAUCAUCUACCUACAGGGCAAGGAAAAGCAGCCAUUAUCAUUGGACCAGGACUGCUCUGUACUGAGAGAUCAGCAGGUUCUGCUUGAGCUUCGGGUGACGUUUAUACUGGAAAAUGCUCUUACAGGAAGGACUGGUGGUAUCAUGGCAAAGUCCAGUAAGACGCUACAGGAAGCCCUCUCCACGGUGUUACAGAAGCAUAGUCUAAAGCCUAACGACGUCCAGGUUACCACUGUUGGGAGUGACGAGGCAGUCACCAUGAGCACUACUGUGUUCAGACUGGCCAAUAAAAUGCUGCGCCUUGACAAAGCCAGAGCAGGAAGAGACCAAAGCAACAAUCCUCGAGCCAGUGGAACUGCUGCUGUAACACAGGCUGGUUCAGGCGCUUCGGAGUCCCGGUUGUCACUUCAGAUCGACAAAGUCAAGACACCACCAAAGCCCAGUAAGAACCCCGACAUGGAUGGGCUACUGGACAUCCUGACCAGGGCCCAGUGCUGCAGAGUUGAAGACCAGCGUGGGCUUCUAACCAAAGAACAGCUGGAAGUUCCUUUGUUCCUGCAGCUGCCACAGGAGCCCCAAUCCCAAGAGUCCAGCACAGAUGCAGAUUCUACUGCUCAUCCGGACAAGGUUACAACUGACAAUGCCCCAACUUCUAGUCCGUCUGAACCUCAGCGGCAAGACCUGCGAGAAACUUCUGUAUAAAAGACUGUGUGUAGGAUGGAAAAACAAAUCUAAAGAAAAUCCUUAACACUUAUACAGUCAAAGGUUUUUGCAUGGCACUUUUUAGUCAUUAUUGACAAAUAAGCUCACAGGUAGUGUUAUACUACUACUUCUACUGAAGCUCAAGUUUGACCUUUUUGGGCAGAAGAAAAUUAAGGCAUGUUUGACAAACACUGCACUUUCCUGUGAGGAGAGUGUUUCAGAUGAAAUAAUUUUAUUGGACCAAAAUGAAAGUGCCUUGCAGUUAUGGAGUUGGCCCAUGGUAUUUUAAUGAGAAAAUAUCACAUUUAUUCCUAAACAAGAAAUGCACAAAUUGCACUGUUUUUAAAAACAUUAAAUGUUUCAAUUCAAGAUAAUUCAAUGUUUUAAGGUGGAUUAGAGUUCUUAUAGGACAUUGUUUUGUGGCUGCUUGUUUUCCCAGUUUGUAUUUCUCCAGAUUUAGUUUUGUUUGCUGUGAUUGCACUUUGAAAAGUCCUGCUCUGUGUCCACCUGCCUUAAAAUAUACCUACAGUAAAUCCUCACUUUUGUGUUGGAGGAAUUCAAUUAGUAGACAUAACAGCUUAGGAAAGAUAUCCAAAAAUUAAAAGCUUGUCAAACAUGAUUCUUGCUC
Messenger RNA from Corythoichthys intestinalis (scribbled pipefish), 2483 nucleotides. RefSeq names its product regulator of G protein signaling 14b (gene rgs14b). Gene Ontology annotation, biological process: cell division; signal transduction; spindle organization. Lineage: Eukaryota; Metazoa; Chordata; Actinopteri; Syngnathiformes; Syngnathidae. The record is from RefSeq and is a predicted model, not a curated record. The transcript is spliced from 15 exons. Bases 80 to 1855 code for a protein of 591 amino acids. Gene Ontology annotation, cellular component: nucleus; plasma membrane; cytoplasm. Gene Ontology annotation, molecular function: GTPase activator activity.